Molecule: messenger RNA, 4836 nt
Organism: Entelurus aequoreus (snake pipefish)
Lineage: Eukaryota; Metazoa; Chordata; Actinopteri; Syngnathiformes; Syngnathidae
Product: gastrula zinc finger protein XlCGF71.1-like
Exons: 3
Coding region: 2778-4046 (422 amino acids)
Biological process (GO): regulation of transcription by RNA polymerase II
Cellular component (GO): nucleus
Molecular function (GO): RNA polymerase II cis-regulatory region sequence-specific DNA binding; DNA-binding transcription activator activity, RNA polymerase II-specific
Source: RefSeq, a predicted model, not a curated record
CGUCCAGCAGCUGAUCGGUAAUCCAGAAGAAGUUUCCCCUCAGUUAGGGGGGAGCUCCACUUUGAAGCAGGAGACUCCACAACUACCCUGCAUUAAAAAGGAAGAGGAGGAACUCUGCAUCACUCAGGAGGGAGAGUGUCUUCUAGGACGAGAGGAAGCUGAUUACACCAAGUUUCCACUGAGUAUUCUCUCUGUGAAGACUGAAGAUGAUGAAGAGAAACCACAAGACGAAGGCGAGGUUGAAGAACCUUUGAGCAGCGAUAAAGACUGUGAAGAGACCAUCAGCUUCUGGGUUUUGGACGCCCCAAUAGCCCCUCUCGUCCUAGGCCGAUCUUGGCUCGUUCAACAUGAUCCCCACAUCUCCUGGUCUACUGGCAAGAUUCUGGCUUGGAGUAAUCACUGCCAUGCUCAUUGUCUCAAAUCUGCAAUAGUUCAUUCCGAAAGCCCUAGACCAGCGUCACCACCGGUGGACCUCUCCCGAGUCCCCAAAGUUUACCACGAUUUAGCCACCGUAUUUAGUAAGGAACAAGCCUUGUCUCUUCCACCUCACAGACCUUACGACUGCACUAUCGACCUCAUCCCUAAUGCAGCUCUCCCUAGCAGUCGAUUGUAUAACUUGUCUCUCCCUGAAAAACAAGCUAUGAAGGAUUACAUCUCUGAGUCCCUUGCUUCUGGAAUCAUCAGACCAUCUAAGUCACCUGUCGCCGCUGGAUUUUUCAUUGUGCAAGAAGAAUGGGUCACACAGUCCCUGCAUCGACUACCGUCAACUGAACGGUAUCACCAUUAAGAACAAGUAUCCUCUACCCCUGCUUAAUUCAUCCUUUGAACCUCUCACCCCUGCCACCAUCUUCUCCAAGUUAGAUCUUCGCAAUGCGUAUCAUCUGGUCCGCAUCAGGGAGGGAGAUGAGUGGAAGACAGCAUUUAAUACUCACCUGUGUCAUUUUGAAUAUAAAGUUAUGCCUUUUGGUCUGACUAAUGCUCCCGCUGUUUUUCAGGCCCUUGUCAAUGACAUUCUUAGGGAUAUGAUUGAUCGAUUUGUGGUGGUCUACCUGGAUGACAUAUUCAUUUUUUUCCAAAGACCCUCAGGAACACCAGCACCACGUCCGUCUCGUUCUUCAAAGAUUACUGGAGAACCGUCUAUUUGUCAAGGCUGAAAAAUGUGAGUUUCUUUCCUCGUCAGUUGAGUUUCUCGGUUUUGUCAUUGAAAAGGGACACAUCAAGGCUGACCCCAAAAAGGUGACGGCGGUGGUGGAAUGGCCUCAACCCUCUACUCGUGCCGCAUUACGUAGUUUUCUGGGAUUCGCUGGAUUUUACAGAUGAUUUAUCAAGGAUUUCAGUAAGUUGGCCGCAACCCUUCAUGCACUUACUUCAACCAACAGACCUUUUCAGUGGAACCGUGAAGCAGGUAUGGCAUUUUGGUGCCUGAAGAGGAGCUUCGUCUCUGCACCCAUCCUUGUUUAUCCGGAUCAAGACUGCCCCUUCAUUGUUGAGAUUGAUGCAUCUGAUUCAGGAGUUGGGGCAGUCCUUUCGCAACGCUCCAAACAGGACAGCAAGAUCCACCCUUGUGCAUUUUUUUCUAGACGUUUAUCCCCUGCUGAGCGUAAUUAUGAUGCUGGUAACCGGGAGUUAUUUGCUGUCUACGAGGCAUUAAGGGAGUGGAGACAUUGGUUGGAAGGUGCUAAACAUCAAUUUCAGGUUCUCACUGAUCACUGAAAUCUUCUUCAUGUCCGAUCAGCCAAGAGACUCAAUGAUCGGCAGGCCCGUUGGUCUCCGUUUUUUGGUCGCUUCAAUUAUGUUCUCUCUUUCAGACCAGGAUCCUGUAAUACUAAAGCUGAUGCACUCUCUCGCCAGUUCUCGGAAGAAACCACCGACAAGACCCCAGAAGAAACCAUCCUUCCACCCUCCAGUAUUAUCGGCAUGGUCAUUUGGAAAGUGGAGGGUCUUGUCCAAGACUCCUUGAAAGAGAGACCGGGACCAGCUGGCGGAUCUCCCAACAGAUUAUUUGUUCAUCGGGAACUUCGUCUUCAAGUUUUGGAGUGGGGGCAUUCCAGUGUCUUCUCCUGUCGUGGAUUUUCAACGCACUCUUUCCUUCAUCCGCCGGCGGUUUUGGUGGCCAUCCAUGGCUAAGGAUACCCGUGAGUUUAUCGCCGCAUGCAGUACUUGUGCACGAAAUAAACCAUCCCACAGACUGCCGGCAGGACUGCUGUGUCCUCUUCCCGUCCCCAGUCGCCCAUGGUCUCACAUAUCUAUGGAUUUCAUUACUGGUUUUCCCCCAUCCCAAGGUAAUACCAUCAUACUCACCUUCAUUGACCGAUUUUCUAAAGCCGCACAUUUUGUUCCCCUUCCUAAAUUCCCAUCUUCCUCUGAAACUGCUGACCUUCUUACCACUCAUAUUGUUAAACAACAUGGCAUCCCGGUGGACAUUGUCUCGGACCGUGGUCACCAGUUCACAUCCAGAGUGUGGCAGGCAGAAUCUGCAAGGGAAUUGGGGCCACGGUCAGUCUCACUUCUGGUUAUCAUCCGCAGAGUAAUGGUCAGGCUGAAAGAGCUAACCAGAGUGUGGAGACCAUGUUGCCCUGCAUUUCCGCCCGACAACCAUCCUCCUGGAGCAAGUUUCUGCCAUGGGUCGAAUUUGCUUAUAACUCCAUGAAGAGUUCAGCUACGGGAUUAUCACCAUUUGAGUGCUCCCUUGGUUACCAACCCCCUAUGUUUCCCCAACAGGACAUUGAAGCAUCUGUGUCUUCAUCUCACAAGCAUAUCAAGAAGUGCCAUCAGGUAUGGAAGGCAGCCUGUGCUUCUCUACUGAAAUCUUCGGAAAGAAUGUGCAACAGUGCCAACCGGCGACGCAAUCCGGCCCCCGUUUACUCUCCUGGCCAACAAGUACUGCUACGUUCCAAAGACCUUCACCUUCAGACGUCCAGCAGCUGAUCAGUAAUCCAGAAGAAGUUUCCCCUCAGUUAGGGGGGAGCUCCACUUUGAAGCAGGAGACUCCACAACCACCCUGCAUUAAAAAGGAAGAGGAGGAACUCUGCAUCACUCAGGAGGGAGAGUGUCUUCUAGGACGAGAGGAAGCUGAUUACACCAAGUUUCCACUGAGUAUUCUCUCUGUGAAGACUGAAGAUGAUGAAGAGAAACCACAAGUAGACAACCUCUUAGCUCCACUAUCAGAUAGUGAGGCUGAAGACGAGGUUGAAGAACCUUUGAGCAGCGAUAAAGACUGUGAAGGUGAUAUGAGGACUCACACUGACAACAAACACUCUGAAUGCUCUACAAAGAAGAGAGGUAAAACAUGUUUGAGCUGCUCAGUUUGUGCUGAAAGUUUUACUAAAAAGAGCAGUUUGACUCUACACAUGAGAACACACACAGGUGAAAAACCAUUUAAAUGUUCAGUUUGUGAUAAAAGCUUUUCUCGAAAUAGCAUUUUGACUGAACACAUGAGAACGCACACAGGUGAAAAACCAUUUAGUUGUUCAGUUUGUGGCGUCAGCUUUUCUCAAAAUAGCCAUUUGACUCAACACAUGACAACACACACAGGUGAAAAACCAUUUAAUUGUUCAGUUUGUUGCAAAAGCUUUUCUGUUAAGAAUAAUUUGACUCAACACAUGAGAACACACACAGGUGAAAAAACAUUUAAUUGUUCAGUUUGUGGCAAAAGCUUUUAUGGUAAGAGCAAUUUGACUGAACACAUGAGAACACACACAGGUGAAAAACCAUUUAGUUGUACAGUUUGUGGCAAAAGCUUUUCUGGUAAAAGCAGUUUGACUGAACACAUGAGAACACACACAGGUGAAAAACCAUUUAGUUGUACAGUUUGUGGCAAAAGCUUUUCUAGUAAGAGCAAUUUGACUAAACACAUGACAACACACACAGGUGAAAAACCAUAUAAGUGUUCAGUUUGUGGCAAAAGCUUGUCUAAAAAUAGCCAAUUGACUCGACACAUGAGAACACACACUGGAGAAAAACCAUUUAGUUGUUCAGUGUGCUGUAAAAGGUUCACACAUAAUGCAGACACAGUAAAACACAUAAGAACACACAAGGGAAAAUAACCAAUUAGCUGUUUAGUUUGUGGUAUGUUGCUCAUAUGUGGCGACAUCCACCCUACCCAGGACCUCCUCACUGCUUCUUUCACAAAUAUCUGAUGUAUUCAUACAAACUUGGAUUAUUUGGAGCAUAAUCUUAUCUACUCAUGACCCCAUGUCUUCUCUGUAUCUGAAACCUUCCUGAACAGUAAGAUAGAUGAUGCUUCAAGUGCUUGGUUACUCUUUCUUCAGUCCAGGGACCUGGGGCCUCAUGUGUCAAGUUUGUCCAUCCAUCCAUCCAUCUUUUUCCGCUUAUACGAGGUCGGGUCGCGGGGGCAGCAGCUUAAGCAGGGAAGGCCAGACUUCCCUCUCCCCAGCCACUUCGUCCAGCUCCUCCCGGGGGAUCCCGAGGCAUUCCCAGGCCAGCCGGGAGACAUAGUCUUCCCAACGUGUCCUGGGUCUUCCCCGUGGCCUCCUACCGGUCGGACGUGCCCUAAACACCUCCCUAGGGAGGCGUUCGGGUGGCAUCCUGACCAGAUGCCCGAACCACCUCAUCUGGCUCCUCUCGAUGUGGAGGAGCAGCGGCUUUACUUUGAGCUCCCCCCGGAUGGCAGAGCUUCUCACCCUAUCUCUAAGGGAGAGCCCCGCCACCUGGUGGAGGAAACUCAGAAUCAGCACCUCCAAGUCCGAAUCCAUGGUUCUCGCCCGGAAAAGGGUGGAGUGCCAUCUCCGGGUUGCGGAGGAGACCCUGCCCCAAGUGGAGGAGUUCAAGUACCUCAGAGUCUUGUUCACGAGUGGGGGAGGAGUGGAUCGUGAG